This is a messenger RNA of Leptidea sinapis, 5876 nucleotides long. RefSeq names its product sodium/hydrogen exchanger 8 (gene Nhe1). Gene Ontology annotation, cellular component: membrane; Golgi apparatus. The coding region runs from base 247 to 2253 and encodes 668 amino acids. Gene Ontology annotation, molecular function: sodium:proton antiporter activity. The transcript has 7 exons. NCBI's taxonomy places the organism in Eukaryota, Metazoa, Arthropoda, Insecta, Lepidoptera, Pieridae. The record is from RefSeq and is a predicted model, not a curated record. Gene Ontology annotation, biological process: proton transmembrane transport; sodium ion transport; regulation of pH.
AGUGUUCUGUGGUUUUCAUUCAAUAUUCAUAAUCAUAAAUCGUUCAAUUGAUUACAAAUCUGGUUAAAGUGUUCUGUGUUACAAAUUAUCUUACUACAAUACAGUAAACUCGUUCAUUUAGUAUUUGUCUUGAUAAUGUUUGUUUUCACUAAGGAAAUAGUGUUAACUUAAAUAAUUUAUGCACUUUUGAAACAGUUUGAACCGCGCAUGUUUAUUUGGUGAUGAGUGUAAAAGCCUACAUACAAAAUGAAUACAGCGAUUACAGUUUUGUUGACUUUAUUAUGUGUGAUAAAUAAAACAGCUGCUCAUGAUAUUCUAGAAACAGAAUUACACAGUGAAAGCUUCUACGAGUUUCGAGAUGAUAAGACCGAUUUCUCAAGGUCAAAGCGAGAUAUUGUGCAAAACAUUUCGAGUUCAAGUGAAUCUACUCUGAUUUCACCAGCUGUAAAUAACUCAUCGCAAAGUAAUGUUUCGACUGAAAACCCUGUUGUAUAUGAGGUUGGAUCCUCUAAUUUAUCAAUACUGACAGUGGUGCAGUUAAAUGCAUCUACCGCAACAACUCCUAACACCUCUGAUGUAAUUCGCGCUGAUUCAGCACCCCUUCCUGGAAAGAGUUCAGCUGAAGAUGAACAUAAUAGCUCUAUGGCAAUAUUCUUUGUACUAUGUGUAUUGGCUUUGGGUAUACUUCUCAUACAUCUAAUGUUACAAACUGGUUUUUCCUACUUACCUGAAAGUGUAGUUAUUGUUUUUCUUGGUGCUUUGAUAGGCAUGAUUAUAAAUCUUAUGUCUAUAAGAAAUAUUGCAAAUUGGAGGAAAGAGGAAGCAUUUUCACCUACUGCAUUUUUCUUAGUACUCUUACCACCCAUUAUAUUUGAGUCUGGAUAUAACCUCCACAAGGGAAACUUCUUUCAAAAUAUAGGAUCUAUUUUGCUAUUUGCUAUCGUUGGUACUGCUAUAUCAGCAUUUGUUAUUGGCGCUGGUAUAUACCUGCUAGGUCUUGCCCAAGUUGUAUAUAAAUUGAGCUUCGUUGAGUCGUUUGCAUUUGGUUCUUUGAUAUCUGCUGUGGAUCCAGUAGCAACUGUUGCUAUUUUUCAUGCCCUGGAUGUGGAUCCAGUGUUGAAUAUGUUGGUAUUUGGUGAGAGCAUCCUGAAUGAUGCUGUUGCUAUUGUCCUCACCACUGCAGUGUUGGAUUCCAAUGAUCCCUUGAUGUCCACCACUGAAGCUAUUUUAUCAGCCAUUAAUCGGUUUUGGCUAAUGUUCUUUGCAUCGGCUGGUAUUGGUGUUUUAUUUGCAUUGAUUAGCGCAUUAUUAUUGAAGCAUGUGGAUCUGCGUAAGAAUCCUUCUCUGGAACUUGGAAUGAUGUUGGUCUUUACAUAUGCCCCUUAUGUACUUGCUGAGGGUAUACAUUUAUCAGGAAUCAUGGCAAUAUUGUUCUGUGGUAUAGUUAUGUCGCACUAUACACAUUUUAACCUUUCAACUGUGACACAAGUGACAAUGCAGCAGACGAUGAGAACUCUUGCAUUCAUAGCGGAAACAUGUGUUUUUGCAUAUUUAGGUUUAGCAAUAUUCAGUUUCCGUCAUCGUGUUGAGCCGGCACUAGUAGUUUGGAGUAUAGUUCUCUGCUUGAUUGGUAGAGCUGCUAACAUAUUUCCUCUUGCAUUACUUUGUAACAAAUUUCGGGAGCACAAAAUAACUAAGAAGAUGAUGUUUAUUAUGUGGUUCAGUGGAUUAAGAGGUGCAAUUUCAUAUGCUCUGUCGCUUCAUCUUGAUUUCUCUGAUGAAACCAGACACGUGAUUAUAACGACAACACUUAUCAUCGUGCUAUUUACAACUCUAUUCUUUGGCGGUUCUACCAUGCCGUUACUCAAGUUUUUACGAGCAAACAAAAAGACCAAGCGGCCGAGAUCUUUGCGCAAGCAGAAGGAAGUAAGCUUAUCCAAAACGAAGGAGUGGGGACAAACAAUAGACUCGGAACAUUUAUCAGAAAUAACCGAAGAAGAGCUAGAGGUUAAUUAUUCAAAUACUGCAAGAUUGAAAGGAUUUGUUCGAUUUGAUUUGAAGUAUUUAAUUCCAUUCUUCACCAGAAGGUUUACACAUCAAGAAUUAAAGGAUUGCAAGAGUCAAAUGACAGAUUUGACAAAUCAGUGGUACCAGGCUAUCCGAAUAUCAAACGACCACGACACUGAUGAGGAUGAAAUCUUGCAGAACUCCUCAAAUUCAAACUCACUCGCAAGCCUUCAACGAAAUGUGUGAGAGUUUCGUUGGUACGGGUUGAACAUGUUUAGACAUAGUAUCGCUUUUGUGUUUGGGUAGGUUUGAAGACCAUUUGAGCAUUAGCUAGAAAAUUUCUUAUCUUAUCAGCACCUUGUCUCAAGAUAACAAGUGCAUUUGUUGUGGUAUAUUCAUGUGUAAGCAUUAUUGUGUUUCGGUCUGAAGGGCGCCAUAGCUAGUGAAAUAACUGGGCAAAUGAGGCUUAACAACUUAUGUCUCAACGUGACGAGAGCAAUUGUAGUGUCACUCUAAAUUUUAUCGUUUUUCAGGAAUCCUGAGUGUUACUGCAUUGUAAUGGGCAGGGUGUAUCAAUCACUAUCAAACUAAAUGUCCUGAUCCCCUAAUUGUGUAGGUAGGGUGAAUUACAUUCCAUUCAGUGAACAACUUGCUUGUCACCUCGCGUGAAAAAGAGGAGAGCAGACUCCUCUUUUAUAAGAAAAAGCCGUAUAAUGUUACUUUCACUUUAUAUAUCUUAUGAAUUUAGCCACAUAAGUGCUUGUGUGUUAAUAAAACCAAGAGUAAAUAUUGUUUAAAUAAGUCAUCAUAGAGUUAUUUAUCGUAGUUGAAUUCUUGCAUUUAAUGUAAUUUUUCUUUAUCAAUUGAUAAACAUAUUUGUGAUCAAUUAAUGCAAAGAAGUAGAGUUUUGGAGUAUAUAUAAAAAAUCACUUUAAUGUUUUAAGUCAAUGUGUAUUAUUGUUAAAAGGUAAAGGUAAUUAAUUCACUAGACCCCGGGUUCGAUCCGAGUGCAAGUCGGUCAACUUCACACACAUUCUUUGAAUUUACUCACAGGUAUGUGUAGGUUGUCACGACAUCUAUCCAGAGCUAUGUAUGUCUUACACUUGCUAGUGACAGCAUUAUAUAAUAAUGCAUAUAUCAAGGUACAGUGCCUGUUGUGGUACAAAUAAAUUUGCAAUUGCUUUGAAAGCAAGUGGCAACACACUUUAAAAUUAUUAUACCCGACAUAUUAUGUUGUUUAACCAUGUUUGCUCCUAAAAGAGAAAGACCAGCAUUGUAUGGAGCUUAGGCCAAAUGCAAAUAUUUUUGUGUUUCGAUAAAUGUUAGCAUAAAGUAAGGCCUGAGUAGAUAUUUCACAUAAAAUAUUUUUUGGUUAGAAUCCCAGAUUCACAGAAAAACAAUUUUCUGUCUAUGGUGGGUACCUAGGUACCUACACAGUUAUUCUGAUCCAUUAACUAAUCAUGAUUUAAAGAAUGGUGUAAAAGUCACAUAUACCUAUAAAUAGGUAUCACAUAAUAAAGUAAGUGGGUACAAUACUUCAUACUACAUAGUUUAAUUAAUAAUCUAUAACACUCACUGUAAUAGUUUUAGCAUUUAAGGAGGAAAUAUAAUUUGUAUCUCAACUCGACGUAAAAAAAACACAAAACAAUGGCAUGGGAUUGUAAUAAAAUUCAAAUAUCCUUUUCUGUUGCGAAUAACGUGUAGGUAAUUAGUUUAUAUCCAACUCUGUUGUAUUUAGUACGCAAAAAAUGACACUGAAUAUCGAUGAAACCAUAGACUCACCACACGACGAGUUUUUUCGAUUCGAUUUUAAUUGAUUAACGAGAUACUAUAUUCCUAAAAAAAUCGAUCUUUUUAAUUAACGUUCUAUGAAAAUGCCACUCUUAAUCGAUUAUGAUUCGAUUAAUAGCGAUCGAUUCUAUUAUUUUAAUAAAGUACUUUUAAAAUAAAAAAUAAUAAUUAAAAAAUAAAAUAAAUAAUAAAGAAAAUGUAAUUUAAAUAAUCAAAUAUAUUGUUGUCUGACACAACUAUGGCCUAUGUAUGGUCAAUCUCCUUCCAUAACUUGUUGCUAGCAAGUCUGUGAGUGUGUACAAAAGUGAUAUAUCAUUGUAUAUAGAAAGUCCAUAGUAGUAUUAUGCUUUAUAAAGCUUUGUAUAGUAUUACAAAUAUUAUUAAAUGGCUAAGCAUUGUUAAGUUAAUAACUUAAACAUGGUCUACUUUAUUGUGAUAAAAUAUAUUGUAUUAUAAACAAGUAUUAGUUUUUGCACAAAUAUAUUUAAAGAUGACACGGACGAGUAAAAAAAGAAGGACUCCGCGCCGUGAUAUUAGCAAGUGAAGCACCGUUAUGCUAGUGUGUGUGUGGUUAUGGGGAAUACUAGUUGCACAAUUUUUUCUCCCUUAAAUAAUCAUAUAUGGCCACAAAUACUUAUAUAGUAUCGUUUUUUCACUUUUUCACAACGCACGACGGCAUUUUUAAAAUAUUUUACUGAGACGCAAACUGAUCUGUCACAGACGAUGACAAUUCUUAUAAUGGCCGCCUAUCGGCCUGUAGUAGUGUAAGUGUGUGUAUGGGACUAUGUAUUUACACGUUAAUCGGCUUGUUUUGGUGCUACACUGUUAUGUAAGGUGACAGAGUCCUUAUUUUUUUUACUAGUCCCUUAUAGAUGAUUACACGUUUUUUAUAUUUUGGUUGUGUUGAAAUUGUGUAUUCUAUUUAUUAAUUAUUAUUGGUGAUAUUUUGUGCAAUAAUUGUACAAAAAAUAUAAUAGUUAUAUUUUUUUAUUUAUUCAUAAUUUUUGACUAUAAGUCUUUGUCACUAACCAGAUUUUAUGUGAUAUGUCGGUACUGAAUCUGCACUUCAAUUAGAAAAGAUUAUGUUUCCAAAUUCUGAUAGAGUAUUUUUCACAAUCAUACAAAUAACAUUAUGACAUCCCAUAGGAUUAAAAAAAGAGAUCAUCAAAAUGUCAAAAUCAGGAAAUUUAUUAAAAUAUCAAUAUCGAAUUGUGAUUGAAUAUAAAAGUCUGUUGUAAUUGUCUGUUCAUAUUUGGUAUGUUCCGAUAUGUACCUACUGUGACCACUGUACAGUGUGACAUCAAUUUAGUAUACUUACUGUGAAGCCGUUCCUUCGAACACAAUCCCCUAUACUGCCAGCCGCUUUUUUUGAUGCAGCAUCCAAAUGAGUGUAUUAAAGUUUUCUAGCUGAAUAAAAAACUUGUUGUAGGAGUACUGUCAAAUUUUAAAUAUCUUAAUAUUAUUAAUUGUAAAUUGAAUUUAUAAUAUAAUAAAAGUAAGUAGUUUUUCAUUAAAUCGAUGAUGUAAGAUGAAUAAAGUAGGGUACAAUUAUGGAGUAUUUUAAAUUAUAAGUUUUUUUAUCGAAAAAAGGCACCCAAGUGGUUUUGACUGAUCACAUGAUCAAAGUGCUGCAAGUACCUUACCUCGAAAACGCCAGUGCUCAGUAGAAUAUGGCGGCGAUUUAUGACGUCAUAUAUUUCCCUAGGGUACUGCGGCAGUAUACUGGUAGUCCAUAACGGAACGAAUUUUUCUAGUGAUAGCACUGUGCAGUGCAUAUCGGAACAUACCCAUUAUCACUUGUUUUAUUCAAGGAUACCACUGUUUACUUUUAGAAUAAUAACAUCAUGUUGUCAUUGGCGUAUUAUUUAUUAGCUUUUAUUAUGUGCUUACUUGAAAAAAAACCAGUGAAUAUGUUUAUUAAUUUUUAUUUUAUUUUUUAUAAUAAUUUUAUCAAACAAGCAUAACUUAGUAAAUUAUGUGACACCAAAACUGAAACAAGUUGUGUUAGCCAAUGUGUAUUACAUAUUUUGUGAUUUGUUUUUAAAAUAAAUGUAAUGAAUAAAUGAAUAUUCCUCAAU